Molecule: messenger RNA, 1153 nt
Organism: Daphnia magna
Lineage: Eukaryota; Metazoa; Arthropoda; Branchiopoda; Diplostraca; Daphniidae
Product: cuticle protein 18.7
Exons: 2
Coding region: 131-961 (276 amino acids)
Cellular component (GO): chitin-based extracellular matrix
Molecular function (GO): structural constituent of chitin-based larval cuticle
Source: RefSeq, a predicted model, not a curated record
UGGAUCCUCGUAGCGACUCCCUGCUUGAAGGUAAAACUCUUCACCGGGUAUAUAAAGCCCCAGUUGCUCCAAAAAUCUCAAUUCACUUUCCUCUCUCUUGCCUGCUCUAACGAUCACUCUGCGAAUCGACAUGAAGACCUCAGUGGCCGUCGUUGUUGUAUUGAUGGCAUGUGCCGUCUCCGCCCAGUUCCCACCCGGUUGGAACUACAACCCAUUCCUUUACUACCCCUACACCGCACAACAACCGCCUGUCCAGGAAACUCCCGAAGUUGCUGCCGCUCGUGCCACUCAUCUGGCCGCCCACGCUUCCGCAAGAGGAUCUCGCGUAAUCGUCUCCCAGCCUACCCCUGUACCUGUAUGGGGACAACCGGGUGCGAUCCUGGACACUCCCGAAGUUUGGGCGGCUAAGGUUGAACAUUACCGCGCUCAUUCUGCUGCCGCUGCUGCCAAUGGAGUCGUAUCGACGCUGCCACCUUUGCAAGUGGUUAACUGGGGAGUUCCUCAACCAGUUCAAGACACUCCCGAAGUAGCUGCCGCCCGCGCUGCCCAUUUGGCUGCUCACGCCGCUGCUCGCGGUAAACGAUCCAUCCAAGACACUCCCGAAGUGAUGGCCGCCACUAUCGAACAUUACCGCGCUUACAACGCUGCAGCUGCUGCUAACGGAAUCAUGGCAUACUUGCCCGCACGUUACGCCAAUAUGCCGUGGGGAAUGCCGCAACAGGUGCAAGAUACUCCCGAAGUAGCUGCAGCCCGUCGUGCUCACCUGGCCGCUCACGCUCAUGCCGCUGCACGAGUAGCCAAAGUAAUUCCCGUCCAACCGGCCCCUACACCCGUUUGGAGCCAACCGGCACCUACACCCGUUUGGAGCCAACCGGCUGUGAUCCAGGACACACCCGAAGUUCACGCAGCUAAACUAGAUUUCUUCCGCGCGUUUAACGAAGCCACAGCUCGCUCCGGUUAAACACCUUAAAAGCACCGAUUCUCCAAACUCAUCUUUCACGUCUCACUUGUAAAUCAAAUUAUUACCUGAAGGUUAUCAAAACCACCCUUUUCUCAAAAGAGAAAACGUGAACUGUUGUAAAUUUCCCUUCUUAUUUGGUUUUGCUGAUCCCAUCAUCUGGCAUUUAAAAAUACACCAGUACUUUCAAGUUUA